AUGAGUGAUUCAGAAGAUGAUGAAAUGGUCUCCCACGAACUAGAGCAAAUGAGGAGUAUAUUGGAAGAGGCGAUUUUGGAAACGCGCAGCAUGCCUCUCGAAAAUCGACCGCGACUUCCCCGCAUACCCCUAAGCAAGCGAAACCGGGCUGCCGUGAGGUCUCUUAACCCAAUGCUGGUAACCUAUUUGGAAGCCAGCCGGGACCUUUGCGAGAAAGACUCAGUUCUUUUGGCGCCGCAGUGGCAGCUUGCCGUAUUAUUGGCGCCAAACUUCCCAUGGCUGGACGCGCUACUAAACAAAGUAGCGCCAUCCCAGCCAGGAGAAAAAGAAUUGAGGACCGUAUCGCAAAGGCAAGGGCCCUUAUCGGCAGACUGA
Parnassius apollo (apollo) is the source of this 375-nucleotide messenger RNA. The record is from the annotation of a GenBank genome assembly. Lineage: Eukaryota; Metazoa; Arthropoda; Insecta; Lepidoptera; Papilionidae.